Messenger RNA from Apis florea (little honeybee), 5170 nucleotides. It is a transcript of the gene NLG-4, whose product is annotated as neuroligin 4. NCBI's taxonomy places the organism in Eukaryota, Metazoa, Arthropoda, Insecta, Hymenoptera, Apidae. The record is from RefSeq and is a predicted model, not a curated record.
GACCUUCUCAUUCCCGUACCGUAGUCCGUCUCGCGAGCUUCGAGGCGACGUUACGUGUUGUGUACCGUGUUCUGGAAUCUUUGUUUCCGUAUUCGUGAUUUUUCGGUGUGUCGUAGUGUUCAUAUAUCUUUCGUCUUGCGCAUUUAUAGUGUUACUUCUCGAAAUAUUUCUUAUUUAUAUCGGUAUAGUCGCAACACCGACAAGUUACGACGCGUCACGCACGUAUCGGCAACAGCGUGACGGAACGAUGCACAGAUCUUUGCAACAAGAUGACGUUUGAUUCGCUCGAAGCUUUUGUUCUCACCGGAAACGUUGUUCCCGUUUGCAGCUGGAUCGAACGACAGAGUUCCUCGUGAGAAUAGUGAACAAUCCGGUUGCUGUAAAACGACAACGUGACACCGUCAUCGAUAUACAUAUGUAUAUGUACGUAUAUGUAUAUAUGUAUAAGUAGAAGAGCUGCCCUUUCGGUGAUUGUGUAUUCGAUUGUUUAGCAGUGUCGUGUGAUAAUUAUUCGUGAAACUGUGAUUCGGGAACCAAGAAACACACAGUGUCGUGAUAAAGAAGCGUUUGAUAUAUCGGAAUCGAAUCAUUCCAGGAGGCAUCAACAAGAAUAUCGAAGACGUACCAGCUUCGAUCUAUUCUUCGACAUUGGAGUCUCGUGGAUCGCGUGCUUCGUGCGACCGUACUUCUCGUGUGUAUGUGUGUUGUAUAGUGCUGGCACAGCGGAGCUACUGGCAUCGUGACGUUCUAUAGAAUUUGCCGAGUGCGACGAGAAGAGGAAUCGUUCGCGUCUUCGUUUCUGUUUUUUUCUUUUUUCCUUUUUUUUUCCUUUCUUUUUACCUUCGAAAUUAUUUAACGUUUCCGUCUGGCAUCGGAAAAGAGAGGGGGAGGAGGAAGGGGGGGGGAUCAAAGAAAUCGCUGCAGAAAUUUCCAGGAAUCGUGGGACGAGGAAGAAACAUCGUGGUGUAAAGAGAAAAAAGAAAAAAAAAGGAAAGGAAAGAAAAGCGUAUAAAUGAAAUUCCACGUCGCGACGUAUCGUUGUUUCCGCGAUCCUCAUCCGCCUCGAGCGGAGUUGCCCGCGUAGAAAUCGAGAAUGGGGUUAAAGAAUUAGGAGGAUCGGUCGGAGCGCGUUUCAACACUCGAGCUUUAAAAUGUCCAAGGAAGACUCGCGCGCUUGAGUGCGUGUGUUGCCGCUGUCCCCCAACCGGAGGUUAAUUAAAGUCGAUGAUCGAGUCUGAUGGGAAGACCGCAGGCAUACGUGGAGGUGGCGCGCAGUUAGCGCUCGAACAGGCCUAAAUGAAGAACGAUCGUCGCGGGGACAGGUGAUCGAUAGCGAUUGCGAGGAGCCGUGUUUGUGCGUGUGUGUGCGCGCGCGCGCGCGUGGCCUGGCGCAGGGGGUGAUCGUGGCGGUGGCGCGCGGGGCUCGGGGCGGAGAGGAGCAAGAUGGAACUCUUCCUGAUUCUCGUCUGUCUGAUCGCGCCGCCCACCCUCUCGCUCUCGAUCAAGAGCAAGCUGAAUCCACGGAUCGUCCAGACGCGUUACGGCGAGGUGCAGGGGGUCGUGCGCUCCUUCGAGUACGCCAAGUUCCUCAAACCGAUCGACGUCUAUCUCGGGAUACCGUACGCGACCCCUCCGAUAGGGGGCAACAGAUUCUCGCCGACCAAGGCGUCCAGCCCGUGGGAAGGAGUCAGAUUAUCGGAUUCGGUGGGUCCGGUCUGCCCUCAAAAGCUGCCCGACAUCUCGAAUGAGCAAGAGGCGUUAGAGCGUAUGCCGAAAGGUCGACUCGAGUACUUGAAGAGAUUGCUACCCCAUCUACGAAAUCAGAGCGAGGAUUGCCUCUACCUGAACAUCUACGCGCCUGCCAUGGGGAUGGCGGAGAACAACGGUAGAAAGCAUCCGGUGUUGCUGUACAUCCACGGGGAGAGCUACGACUGGGGUAGCGGAAAUCCGUACGAUGGCAGCGUGCUGGCCAGCUACACCGACCAAGUAAUCGUGACGAUGAACUACCGGCUGGGCGUGCUCGGCUUUCUCAACGCCAACAUGGCGCCCCAGACCAAGGCGAGGGUCGCGAAUUACGGGCUGAUGGAUCAGAUCGCGGCGCUCCAAUGGGUCAACGAGCACAUCGCCCUGUUUGGCGGCGAUCCCAACAACGUGACGCUGAUGGGUCAAGGGACUGGAGCCGCCUGUGUUCAUUUUCUCGCCAUCAGCCCGACCGUCGUGCGUGGUCUGUUCAAGAGGGCUAUUCUAUUAUCAGGCAGCGCCCUCUCGUCGUGGGCAGUGGUCGAGGAUCGUUCUUACGCCUUGAAACUCGCCAAGGCGGUCAAUUGCACGAUUCCGAAUGUGUUCAAGAACAACGAACUGAUCGUCGAUUGCCUUCGGGAUCGAAGUUUGGAGGAGUUGAUGAAAGUCAAUAUCCAACCGCCGACAUUUUUGAGCGCGUUUGGGCCCAGUGUAGAUGGCGUGGUCAUCAAGCCAGACUUUCAGAAAGAUCUUCUCUCGUACAUGGGCCCGGAAUUUCAAGGAUUCGGGCCGCUGCCAAAGAAAGCGGAGCACGGUGCCCCGAUCACGAGUAACAACAAAUACGAUUUGCUGUUCGGCGUGACCACGAGCGAAGCGUUGUGGAAAUUCGCGGAGAAGGAUGUACAGCAAGGGUUCGAGGGCGAAAGAAGGGACAGAAUCAUCAGAACGUACGUGAGGAACGCGUACGUGUAUCAUCUGACGGAAAUAUUUUACACGGUGGUGAAUGAAUACACCGAUUGGGAGCGGACAGUGCAGCACCCGGUGAACACGAAGGACGCCUGCGUCCAGGCGCUAAGCGACGCCCAAUUUGUGGCGCCUUUGGUGCAGACUGGCGACCUCUUCACCCUAAGGCACACGAAGAAACCGAAUAAUCCUCAUAUAGCACCGAUUCCCGAAAGCGAGAAAGAACCACUGCCUAAGACGUAUUUCUACGUGUUCGACUAUCAGAUGAAGGAUGGGGAUUAUCCUCAGAAGAUGGGCUCGGUCCACGGCGAGGAAUUGCCGUUCGUGUUCGGGGCACCGUUGGUGGACGGGUUCGGUCACUUUCCGAGGAACUACACGAGGUCUGAAGUGGCACUCUCCGAGAGCAUCGUGCAGUUCUUCGCCAACUUCGUCAGAACUGGGAACCCGAACGUGAUCGAUCACCACGGUCGAAACGACACGCUUCUGCCCGCCAGCCGGGAGAAAAGCCGUUUCCGGAGCCUCACGUGGGAUCAAUACGAUCCGGUGCACCAGAAAUACUUGGAGAUCGGCAUGAGGCCAAAGAUGAAGAAUCAUUACAGAGCCCAUCAACUAUCCGUUUGGCUUCGCCUCGUCCCAGAACUUCAUCGAGCCGGAAUGGAGGACGUUGAUUCGAGACACAACUUGUUCCGGGGACACUCGGAUCCCAACCUCUACGACGGAUCGGUGAGGCCGGAUCCUCUGAGCAGAAUCAGCGAGGAAUUCAAAAGGAAGAACGUAACCACCGAACCUCCGACCACCACGGAUUACAAUGCUGCCACGUGCGUCAGUUACAUUCAGACCACGAAUUUGCAGAACAUUAAUAACACCGGUAUAGACACCCUGGCCAAUUUGGAUGCAGCUGGAUAUGCCGCGUACUCGACAGCUUUGAGCGUGACGAUCGCGAUCGGAUGCAGUUUGCUGAUUUUGAACGUGCUGAUAUUUGCGGGGGUUUACUAUCAAAGGGACAAAACGAGGCUCGAGGUAAAAAGCCUUCAACAGCAACAAAUAUUGAAUCAACAGUGCGGACCACGAGGUUUCUCCGAACUCAAACAGCCGCCUCCGCCACACUCUCAUUUCCCUGGGGGCGGCCAAGUUAUCGUCGAUGUUGAGAAUGAGAUGCUGAGAAGGAACGUUAUGAAAGGCUCUCCAAACGAUCCCAACACGCUUCUCCAACAGGGCCAGGGAACUCACACGUUGCCUCAUCAACACCAUUAUCAAAAGCAACAUCAGCAACAGCAUGCCACUCUUCCCCGAGCUUCCGUCAUACAGGACAUGAAUGCACAAACCCAAGGUCCACCAAACGGGUCCAUACAUCUGACAGUACCAAGAGCCCCGCCACCCCCUCGAGCAAAGAGCCCACCCGAGAAUCAGCCCCUGUUGCAAAAUGCCACCGUGUCGAGUCGCGUGUCCCAGGCUACGAUGAGUGAGAUGAGAGUGUGAUGUUUGGACCCCCCUCCGAAGCCAGUCGUGCCGGACGUUCUUACGGCAUCGACGUUACUUUAAACAACAGCGAAAUACCGUCUCGUCUGUGCCAGUCGAGCCUUUGCCCGAUGAGAAUAAAAAUAAAAAAUAAAAAAAUAUGUUAAUGGGAGAACUCCUUUCAGGAAGAUUCCAUCCAAAUUAAGAGCGAGCAACGCUCGACUGGCACCUGGCCUGAAAGCUUCUACCGUUUUCCAUUUCCAUCGUCCAGUUGACGACGACGCGCCGCAAAAACCAACGGAGGGGGGUGAACCGAGCUUUCGUUUAAAGCUGAAGGAACAAUUGAAGAUUAUAAAGGGUAUAGGAGUAUCCGGUAUUCGUCGAGGAAGAAUAAUUAAGUUUGAGGAUGAAGAUGUGUUGAUUAUCCGAAGAGGAAAAUGAAAUAUUACUUUCUUCGAGCAAAUUCUUUCGAGAAGGCUAAUUUGAACGAUGAAAUUAUUAUUAAGAAGAUCGAGAGAGGGAUAUCUGACGAGCGAGAAAGAAGAUUUGUAGAGGAAUCGGAGAACGAAGUGUGUGAAUAGAGGAAAUUCGAAAACUGAAUUUUAUACGAGUAGAUUUCCCUCUAGAUUUUCUGAUAGAGAUGAAAAAUAAAUAAAUAAAUAAAUAAAUGAGUCGCGUGUUCAUCGACGGAUACCAGAACCUCAUCGUGAUCGAGAAUGGGUAGAUGAAUCGUGAAUAUAUAUGAUCAAUAAAAUCGAAAUUCUCGGUAACGUUAAUUUACGAGGAUCGACGAUUUUCUUUCUACGAUUUUUACGAGUCGGAGAAGAAAGAAUUUCGUUUCGCACGAUGACAUCAAACGAGUAUGAUCAGCUAGCUAGUCGGUAAUAAUGAAUUCUACGUGUUACGAAAGGGAAGACGCUCAAAACAAAAAAAAAAAAUCGAGCAUGAAGACUCGUGUAUCAUACGCUAUCCACUACGAUGUUAGAUGUUCCUUGUAUAUAUUUAAUGA